UGGCAAUGACACACGAUGGAUGAUGACUUGCGUUGAUUCAAUUUCCACUCGAUAGUAAUUUUUUUAAUUGUCGCGGUACUCUUUGAUUUGUAAAAAUAUUAUUAUUUAUUAAUUUCAAUAAUUAGAUACCUAUUUCAUUAGAGACGGUUUGCUGUGAUUUUUAAAUAAGACUGGUACUGGAUAUGGCUAAUCGAGAAGAAACUUUGCGUCAAUUCUGCGAUGUUACGGGAGCCGACGAAAACCGUAGUAAAUUUUUCUUGGAAUCGUCUAAUUGGCAACUAGAGGUAGCACUAUCUAGCUUUUAUGAACAUGGUGGUAACAUAGAAGAGUCUUCAAACCCUAUACCUGUGGCAGCUUCACCACAACCAAUGUCAGAGAGUGAUAUGGAAUCUCCACCUGGAUCUCCUCAAAAGCAGAAAAAAGAUAAAAAGAAAAAGUCAAAUACCAAAUUUGCUACAUUAGAUUCCUUGCAGCCAGAUAGUUCCAGUGAUGAAGAAGAAGGUCAAGCAUUUUAUGCAGGUGGUUCAGAAAGGUCUGGACAGCAAAUUCUUGGUCCAAGCAAAGGACGAAAGGAUAUUGUAUCAGAAAUGUUCAAAAGUGUUAGAGAACGGGGUGCUGUUGUCUUUCAAGAUGAACCCACUACAACCAAUCGUGGACGUGGUGGAUUAUUUGCUGGUGUUGGAUACAGAUUGGGACAAACAGCAGAUGAUCAUGAACCAGUGACUCCCGCAAAUGCAGCGCAAGUUGAUCAGACCCGUUCAGUUCGGCUCAGACUAUACAGGGAAGGUUUCACUGUCGACGAUGGGCCGCUGAGGCAGUUUGUGGACCCUGCAAAUGCUGAAUUCCUCAGUUGCGUUCGUAGAGGGGAGAUCCCUCCAGAACUGUCAUCAGGUGGGGAAGUACGAGUUAGCUUGGAGGAUCGACGUCAUGAGGAGUGUCCUCGGGUUGUUUCUAAGACUCAGGCCUUUGCUGGAAAAGGACAUAUGCUAGGAAGUCCGACUCCAGCGACGGUGGGUGCAACCGUACCCGUAGCUUCUCAGGCGGGAGACAGGGCGGCCAAUCAGCGUGCCGCGCAAGAAGCCGUCGGCCUUAACGAGACAAAUCCCGUAACUACUGUACAGUUUCGGCUAGCAGACGGCAGUCGCCUUACGGGUCGUUUUAACCACUCGCACACAGUGGAAGAUCUCUACCAAUACGUGUCGCAAGCGGAGCCGGCCUAUCAGAUCCAGCCAUUCAUACUACUCACUACAUUCCCCAGUGCGGAGUUAAAUGACCGCACUGCAACGCUUGCUACAGCCAAUCUAUUGAACACCACUGUAUUGCAACGACUUAAAUAAACUUGUGUUUUGAUGUCGUGUUUUUAUUAAGGCUUGAUAUUAAAGCAGAGACCUCAUAACGAAAUGGGUUUUUACUAAAGUGGGAGUUCUUACCACUGAAACACGUAAGAAAAUUAUUUUGGAAAAUUGCGUCAUCCGAUUCGGAUGCUAGUUACGUUUUUUGAUACUUAUUUAAUAGAGGCCUUAAUGUUAAAACCAAAUGCAUUUUUCGCUUUAAAUAAGUAUACGGUUAGAUUUCAAAAUGUGAAACUAUGCUAAGUAUAUAUGUAGAACUUAAAUACACACUUAUUAACA
This is a messenger RNA of Pieris napi, 1631 nucleotides long. It is a transcript of the gene p47, whose product is annotated as NSFL1 cofactor p47. The transcript has 9 exons. Gene Ontology annotation, biological process: membrane fusion; autophagosome assembly; Golgi organization. The coding region runs from base 183 to 1337 and encodes 384 amino acids. Gene Ontology annotation, molecular function: ubiquitin binding. The record is from RefSeq and is a predicted model, not a curated record. Lineage: Eukaryota; Metazoa; Arthropoda; Insecta; Lepidoptera; Pieridae. Gene Ontology annotation, cellular component: cytosol; nucleus.